ACAACAUAAAAAAAUAUCUUUAAAACGUCAAAAACUAAAAAAAACAUAUUUACUAACAUUUAUAUUUUUCCAAAUUGGCAAGUGGCUCUUUAUUUGUUAGUUUUAUCGUAGUAUGAGCGACUACGCGAAGAGCCAAUGCAGCUCAGUUAUUUGAAGAAUGCCUGACAAGCGCGUAAGGGCGCCGUACUUGUGCACCAGUUUGUAUGACAUGUUCGGGUGGUCCCCGGCUGUGGGCUCCCGACACCGGGGGGACAUCUCCACAUCCUCACGGGACGAUAUCGUCAGGUGGCUCAAGAAACCAGAUGACGCUGGCCUUCAAGUCAAAUCCAGUAUCAGGGCCGCCAAAAGCUCCCACAGCACAGUAUUUUGGGACUUGGAUGAGUACACUAGGAAACGGUCGUACCACUGCUAUUUUGAGGUCCCUGUUUCAGGCAGCAAAAUGCGUGAUAUCAUAGACAUUCCCGUACCGUAUCCCAGGGUUAAAGUAGGUCCAGAGCCUCAUGAUGAAUUAAAUGGGCACGGUGGCAAAAUAAAGUCGAAAAUAUUUACCAACAACGCAAUAUCACAGCAUGGAAAUAAUCCAACCGUAAUCAACAGAGCAAAACACGAUGAUCCGGUCGUUGAAACAGAACUUAACAGUAAAUAUAAGCUUAUGUUCGACAAAUCUUUAAAUACUGAUCAUCCAUCAAAAGUAAAACAUGAGAGACGAAAACGAUACAGAAGGCCCAGUCUGAUCUGUCCACAAUGUCAGGCAAAUGUGGAAUGUAUUAGCCAAACUAUAGUGCAGAAUACGAAAAAAGCAGAUAGUGUUAAUGAUACAAGUGCCAUCAAAAGCUUGGGCGAUCGUAAGAAGAGUGAAUAUUUUUCGCAAUACAACUGCAAAACGCCACGUUCAGUAUUACCGUUUGGCACAGAUAAAACAUUGCCUCCAGAACCAGUCAAAUACAGUCGAAGUAAGAGAAGGACUCCUACAAAGUUAUCUAGAGUGAUCCGUAUUGUGCGAGCUUGCAGGCAUCACCCGCCCUGCCCAGUGGCGCCAUCCUGUCAGAAACUCAACGUGAUCAAAAACAAAUGUAAAGUGAUCCCGCCGUGUCCACACUCGCCACGGUGUGUCAACCUGCCCGUAUGCAUACCUCUAGCUGAGGAAAAGAAGUUUCUAGAAUACGAGAAUUCCGAAGAGUCCAGCAACGUGGUGUCUGCAGACUAUCUCCGACCGAAACCAACAUACCAGUUCAAGGCAGAGUGCUGUGCUUUCAGAGAAAAUGAGUACCUCAACUCCACUUUAAGUAAAGAAUCCAGCAUUGUAUCCUUACAGCCAAGUCAGAAGACCGUGUUUAAUAAAUCCCCCGUACAAGUGAUGUCUGCUUUUCUCCAGCGCACCAAGUCUUGUCAGUACGAAUACAUAGAGUUCAAUAAGGACUUCAGCUACCGGCCCCCCGACGAGGGGAUCGUGUUCGUCAGAGACGUCGGCUGUCAGUUCAAGAGCAGACACAAAAGCGGCAGUUCAUUUGUCAGCAGAGUCAGCUCUUCGAGCACUUGUUACGAACUGAAGAACAUUAAGAUCGGCUCCGCUCGCUGUUACGUGAACAAAUGUACAAGCCCGGUAGCAUUGUCUGACUGUAAGUCUUGCAAAUCAAGUUGCUCCGACUUGGAGAAGACGUCUCAUGAUGCGUCGCAGAGUCUGACUGACAAGUCGCAAGAACCAGAGCCCGAAGAGACGUGGUCUGGUAAGCUGAUGAAAGAGACGGAGGGUCCAGCUAGCCCGGACGGGUGUGGGCAGCCGGCGGUGUGCGCGUACCGCGUGGAGGUCAACAACCCCGCCGCCAGGUCCAGGCACAAUCUGCUCGGCAAGUACAAGAGAUUCACGCUGAAGCGACGGCGCAGGAGUCGCGGCUUCUGUUGUAGUAAAUGAUGCUAAUUUGGGAAAAAUGUGAUGU
This is a messenger RNA of Plutella xylostella (diamondback moth), 1937 nucleotides long. RefSeq lists its product as uncharacterized. NCBI's taxonomy places the organism in Eukaryota, Metazoa, Arthropoda, Insecta, Lepidoptera, Plutellidae. The record is from RefSeq and is a predicted model, not a curated record.